Molecule: messenger RNA, 1824 nt
Organism: Camellia sinensis
Lineage: Eukaryota; Viridiplantae; Streptophyta; Magnoliopsida; Ericales; Theaceae
Product: enoyl-[acyl-carrier-protein] reductase [NADH], chloroplastic
Biological process (GO): fatty acid biosynthetic process
Molecular function (GO): enoyl-[acyl-carrier-protein] reductase (NADH) activity
Source: RefSeq, a predicted model, not a curated record
UUCGUAGGCCUGGGCAUGAAUUGUAGUGGUAUAACUGACAUUUCAUCAACCGAAGGUCUUCCACCUGUUCUCUUCUCUGCUUCGUCAUUUACAAAGCUCUCCCAACUGUUACGAACUACCAAACUGACCAACUUCGAUUUCAUCGCCAACCCUCCAUACAUAUAUACAUAUAUAUCAUCCAUCUCUCUCAUAAGCUUUGUCUUCACAGAGCUCGCCGAUAAUCACGAGGAGAUUCGCUUCAGUUUCAGCUAUCGAUCGAUCUCUCUCUGGCAUAGAACGAUUUCUGCCUUCUGUCUCUGUGAAUCUACUUAUUUAAAAAUGGCUACAAGUGUAACUCCCAGCAUGCACAUAGCAACCACGAAGCCAAGCAUUUAUUCAUCUUGCCAAGUUUCUAAGCCAGGCACUGCAAUCUUCAGUACUGAAAUUAAUAAAGCAUCUUGGACAAGGCUUACUUGCUCUUCUCACAUUUCAUCAACACAGCCAUUUUUCCAAAGCUUACCGUCCAGUCCUGUAAAAUUGCAAAAAGUCAUUACGAAGGCAAUGUCUGAAGCAAGUAACAACAAGCCUGUGUCUGGCUUGCCAAUUGAUUUGAGAGGUAAGAGGGCAUUUAUUGCUGGUGUAGCUGACGAUAAUGGAUAUGGCUGGGCAAUAGCAAAAUCUCUUGCUGCUGCUGGUGCCGAAAUUCUUGUUGGGACAUGGGUGCCUGCAUUGAACAUUUUUGAGACCAGUCUUCGACGUGGGAAAUUUGAUGAAUCGCGCAUGUUACCUGAUGGUUCUUUGAUGGAGAUUACAAAAGUGUAUCCAUUGGAUGCAGUUUUUGACUGUCCUGAGGACGUUCCUGAAGAUGUGAAAAAUAACAAACGGUAUGCAGGGUCCUCGAACUGGACUGUUAAGGAAGUUGCUGAAUCUGUUAAACAGGAUUUUGGCAGCAUUGACAUCCUCGUGCACUCACUUGCCAAUGGACCAGAGGUAAGCAAACUUCUCUCAGAGACAUCAAGAAAUGGAUAUCUUGCAGCAAUCUCUGCUUCAAGUUAUUCAUUUAUAUCUUUACUCAAGCAUUUCCUUCCAAUAAUGAAUCCAGGAGGUGCAUCAAUUUCACUAACUUACAUUGCUUCUGAAAGGAUCAUUCCGGGAUAUGGUGGAGGCAUGAGCUCAGCAAAGGCUGCUCUUGAGAGUGAUACAAAAGUGCUUGCUUUUGAAGCUGGAAGAAAGCACAAAAUCAGAGUCAACACAAUAUCUGCAGGUCCACUAAGAAGUCGUGCUGCAAAAGCUAUUGGCUUUAUUGAUAUGAUGAUCGACUACUCAAUGGCGAAUGCCCCAUUGCAGAAAGAACUUUCUGCAGAGGAAGUGGGGGACACAGCUGCCUUCCUGGUAUCGCCGUUGGCUUCAGCAAUCACCGGUGCUGUUGUGUAUGUUGACAACGGUCUCAAUGCAAUGGGAGUAGGAGUUGACAGCCCGGUAUUUGCAGAUCCAGAUCUCAACAUUCCUAAAGGCAACUAAAGGUAGUGAUAACAAAUAUCUGGUGGCUUUUAUUGAAAUUUUUUAUUAGCAGAAAUAAAUCUUGGGUGUUCGCUUUCCCGUUUCUCUUUUGUUUGGUUGUAUUUGACUGUAUCAUCUGAGAAUAGCUCAGUUCGCAUCCCAUUUGCAAGGACGAUUUGCUUCUUUUUUGUAGUUGCUAUUUUGCUGGCGUUAUUAUGCCGGAUUGUGAAAGAUGGGUAGUCCUUGAGGAUAGUUUGAUCCUUUUUUCUUUUCGUAGAAAUAAUGUCUAAUGGUGAUUUUGAAUGUUUGUUUCUGUUGUAUCAUAUAGUGGUUUGUCAUUUGUUA